Messenger RNA from Saitoella complicata NRRL Y-17804, 1363 nucleotides. RefSeq names its product CHL4-domain-containing protein. The transcript has a single exon. Lineage: Eukaryota; Fungi; Ascomycota; Saitoellomycetes; Saitoellales; Saitoellaceae. Gene Ontology annotation, biological process: chromosome segregation; CENP-A containing chromatin assembly. The coding region runs from base 141 to 1331 and encodes 396 amino acids. The record is from RefSeq and is a predicted model, not a curated record.
GAUGUACGGGCCCUCGCUUGCGCCGGUGCAGCGGAGCAUACGGAGAGACCAAAACACAACACCAAAGGAAUUGAACGAUCAACACAAAGUUAUCAGUCAUUUGACGCGUCAUUGCUGUUGUUGAAGCUGUGCUCAUCCAGAUGGCACCCUCAAUAUCCAUCCCAAACUCACACCUCAUCCCUCACUCAGCCGCAACCCGACGUCUUCUCGGCCGCGUAAGUAAAGAUGCACUAAUUGAUCUUAUAACCUCCUGGCUCUCCGCCCCAAACCUCCAUCCCCGACACGUCGACCCAGAAGACGACCAAGAAACCCUCCUCAGUCCCGAAGACGCCAAAGACUGGUACGAAUGCUGCCGAACCGGGAACGGCGGUAAACGCGCAGCGAUCAAUAGAGUGAUCGAGGUCGAUUGGAGUGAAGGGUUGAGUUGCCUGCAGAUUGCGGAGGUGGAUAUGAGGUACACGAUCGAUACCCCAACCUCACAGACCUACACCGCUGCACGCCUACACUAUCCACCAAACACACCCCUCCCACCCCUCCACUCACCAUCCCUCGCAUACGGGCUCUCACAAUCCCUGUCGCCAUUCUUCAAACACCAUAUUUAUUCAGUGCAGCAUCCAACUCUACCCCUCCACCUCCUCCGCCUCCAAAUCCACGACCCACCAACACCGCAGACCCUUGCCCUUCUCCCACCACCCAAGAAGAUCCUAUACAUCGCGCACUGUGAGGGGUCGAACCAUGUCUUCCAUACCGGAAUCGGUGGUGCAUACUACGACAUCCUACGACAAUGUGUAGGGGAAGUCUUCGGUAACUUUGGGAACGGGAGGAAGGGGAUGAGGGUAGAGGUCAGGGGUACGGAGCUCGUCACGAGGAGCUUGGAGACGAUGGCGGAGUUGAGGGGUGGUGGACGGGGUGCGGGAACGGCGGGCGGUGCGUGGGGAGUAUAUGCGAAGGACGAAGUUGACGAUAGUCCGCUACAAGCCAUUCCUACACCGGCGAAGGAGGACGUGGCAGAUGGGGAGGAGGACAGGGAGAUAAGGAAGAGACGGAAGAUUGCGGAAGCGAGGUUUGGGGUUGACAGACCGCCCGUACUGGAACGUGUUGAUUUUAGGCUCGAGGAGACGUUUUUGACGGGGGAUGCUUGUGAGGAUAUCGCUUUCGUGCCGAAGCUCCAGGUCCGGUUCGAGGGUUCGAAUGUCUUCGAAGGAUUGAAGGAGCUUGUGAUUAAGGGUGUGAUUGACGGGGUCAAGAUGCCGGGAUGGAUGACGGGUGAAGAGGGGGUCACGACGGGUGUAGUAAAGAACGGGAGAGUAGUGAAACGAAGCUUAGAUUGAUUGAAUAGUGGUAAGGGGAUAAGUGAUAUGGU